CAGAGAGAGAGGAGAAGCGAGAAGAGAGAAGGAUGCAGUGUGGGAAAUGAAUACGGCAACAGGAGAAAAUGCAAACUUGUGUCACAAGGCAGUCCACAUUGUCCGAGAUCUUUGCAAUAAGCAGGUGGCUGGUUUGGAGCUAGGAACUUGCAGAGAGUUUUUUUUGCUGCUGCCAUCGGACCAGAAGCUUCCCAUAUCUGAACCAGACCUGUCCGUCAGCCUCCUUGCUGUGAUAGUUAUUGUGUGUGGGCUGGCCCUGGUGGCAGUUUUUCUCUUUCUUUUUUGGAAGCUGUGGUGGGUGCCUUGGAGGAACAAGACAGUGACAUCUAAUCCGGCUGCUCCUCAGAACGUAUCUACCUUCACUGGAGUCAACAGUGAGAAAGAAGUCAUGGCCGACAAACUGAAAGAUGCAAGCAACUAUGGUUUCUUGGAAGCAGCAGUUAAGAUCAGUCACACCUCUCCAGACAUACCUGCUGAAGUCCAGAUGUCAAUGAAAGAACACCUAAUGCGUCGAACAAAGAUACAAAGGCAAACAACGGAGCCUGCCUCAUCAACCAGACACAUUUCAUUCAAAAGGCAGCUGAAUCGUCAGAUGCAUGUGUCUAGUUUUGAUUUUGGUACAGACACUCUCCAAGUCACAGAGCAACCAACCAGCAUUGGUAGAAUAAAACCUGAGUUGUAUAAGCAAAAAUCAGUGGACACUGAAGAUACCAAAAAGGAUGACGGCAAGACAUGUGGAAAGAUCAACUUCACACUAAAGUAUGACUAUGAGAAUGAGACGCUGAUUGUCCAUAUUCUCAAAGCAUUUGACCUACCUGCUAAGGAUUUUUGUGGAAGUUCCGAUCCGUAUGUGAAGAUUUACCUUCUGCCUGACAGAAAAAGGAAAUUCCAAACCCGAGUUCAUAGAAAGACACUCAAUCCUACAUUUGAUGAGCCAUUUCACUUUCCUGUUCCAUACGAUGAACUACCCAGUAGGAAACUACACCUUAGUGUGUUUGACUUUGAUAGGUUUUCCAGGCAUGACAUGAUUGGGGAGGUCAUUUUGGAAAACCUGUUUGAGGCAUCAGAUCUAUCAAGAGAAACAUCCAUCUGGAAGGAUAUCCAGUAUGCAACAACGGAAAGUGUUGACCUUGGAGAAAUCAUGUUCUCACUAUGUUAUCUACCAACUGCAGGUCGUCUGACCUUAACAGUAAUUAAAUGUAGGAAUCUAAAAGCAAUGGACAUCACUGGAUAUUCUGAUCCAUAUGUCAAAGUAUCACUUCUCUGUGAUGGGCGCAGAUUGAAAAAGAAAAAAACUACCAUUAAGAAGAAUACAUUGAACCCAACAUACAAUGAAGCCAUUAUUUUUGAUAUCCCCCCAGAGAGCAUGGAUCAAGUCAGCCUCCUUAUUUCAAUUAUGGACUAUGAUCGGGUUGGACACAAUGAGAUUAUUGGUGUAUGCAGAGUAGGUAACAGUACUGAAGGACUGGGAAGAGAUCACUGGAAUGAGAUGCUGGCAUAUCCACGUAAACCUAUUACUCAUUGGCACCCACUGGUGGAAAUGAAAAAGUCAUUUAAAGAGUGGCAAGGCCGGGCAGCCAGUUUUGAUAGCCAAGGAUCAUGUCCUUCACCAAAGCCUCCACCAACCCCCUGAAAGGCACCUAUAUCAGUGCCUGAAUUUAUUUAAACCAGCCAGAGGACUUGUUUAAGAAACCUGCUGAUGGGCUCCUACAACCAGAAACAGCAAGUCAUAAAAAUAAAUACAUCAAAUGUAUGACUAAGAUGGAGCAGAAUAAAUAUAUAAGUGGUUUGGUUUUGUCUUCGUCAGUCGUCUCCUGAGAUGUCAUAAUUUGGUGUUGUCCCGAUUCCGCUCUCUAAAAGGAGAAAAGUCCUGAAGACGUGAAAGCUGACAUUGCUUUCCUAUGUGAACAAAGGAAAAUACAUGUGAAAUAUAAGUUGUUAUGUGGACAAUGAAUGUAUAUUGAAGUGUUCUUCUGUAUAGGAAACCAGGUACACAGAUUCUCAUGCAGUGCUAUUGCUGUUUAAGCGAUUAGUGAUGUUUCAUAUUUAAAGAAAAAAGAGAGACUCAAAUGAAAUAUUUAUGAAUUUCUAUGAUAUAUUUAAGUUUCGAACAUUCUUGUAUGUUCUUUAUAUGUGAUAAGAGACCACCAUUAUCAGUUUGUGUUGUCUUUGAUAAUAUUCUGUUGUGCAAAACUGCAACUAAAAAAAAAAACUCACCUUUUAUGUUUUUAACUUUGAUUACUGCUUACUGUUGCUGUCUCCAUCACGCUAUCAUUCUGUGAAGCUAUCACUCUGUGGGAGCUAAACCUCCGGUGUUCCUGCUAACAGUUAGAUGAUUUAUUGAUGCAUGAAAAGACAUCUAUUUCAAUGCAACAGUGAUCUGCCACACAUUGCAGAUCCCUUUACUGUACUCAGGAAGCCAAUGCAGACAACAUCGCUCUCAAGGACGUGUUGAUCACAGUGUCAGGGAGACACUGCAUGUUAUCACUGUCAUUUGCUUAUGGAACUGUGGUGUACCAACUGACAUGUAUGCUAUAAAUAUUUUAUUCCAUGUUUCCACAAAAAGCACUUGUGAAAUUUCUCUGAAUAACAAGACAAUUCUUUACUAAAAUCUAGAUGCUAAGGGUUUUCUUCAAAUUGACCAAUGAAAUCAAAGGGGAUCACAUAUGUUAUUCAAGUCACUCUCCUUCAUAUCAGAUAAUAUUUGAACAAAUUAUUUUGGACAUGGUUAUCAAGUUACAUCUGUAUAUAUAAUAAGUAUCUACUGCACCUUAGACUACGAUCUCGUCAGAAGAGAUAGAGGUGUGUUAUAUGAAUGAUUCUCAUACAUUUCUGCUAACCUUAUCCCCUGGUAUUUUACAGAUCCCCAAAAAAACAAAAACAAAACAACAAUCUUGUGUUUUUAAGUGUUGAUUUGCAUUGAUUAACUAAAAAGAUGUAUUUAGACACAAUAAUUAAAAUAAUAACACUCUAGCAAAAUAGUGAUCAGUUUGGGAUCUAAUCAUGAAAUCACUAUAGUUCCCAACCUGAUACUCAAGGCACACCAGUGGUCCAGGUAUUGUCAGUAUCCUAAAUCCUGGUAAAAUGCCUAUAUGUACAAAAUUACAAAGUAAAAAUGACGGCACUAUGUUUUGUGCCCGGGUGCUUAAAACAUAUAUAGAUAUCUGCUGCAUAAAAAUAUAUGGCAUCAAUACAUGUGUAUGUCCAGUUUACAGAAGCAUAUCUAUGCUAUGUUUCUAGUUGAGAUCCACCAUGUUUUUGAUUAAAUCAAUUUAGUGUUAAUUUUAGAAAAUAAAUAUUUUUUUUAUGAAGAUUAGCAUUUAUAUUACAUUCAUACUUUUAGAUCUCUCCCUAUCAAAGAUUGUUGCUACUGAGCUCAAUAUAAAAAUGGAAAAAAAAGAUAUACCUUUAUUGCCACAUUAAUGAAACUGAACUACAGUGGAGCAUUUUAAUUGAUAUUUUGACCCUCUCAGGAAUGGCACCUUAUGAUCUUUAUGGCUUCACUAUAUCGUAUUGUUUAUUUUCCUGUCAUAUAUCUGUGGUACCCAAACCUCUGACAUAAAGUGAGGUGUGUUGCACUCUAAGAAACAUAAAUAAGUAGAUCUCACAUUGAGGGAUCUAUAAAUGCUAUAACAAAAUUACAUGUAAACCUAGUUGAUAUUAAGUGACCACUAGGUAGGACCUGCUCUAGACUUUAACAUAAAUCUUCAAUGUCAUCAGUAGAUGUUGGAAAACCUGCAGGCAUAUCUGUACUUUGUUUUGUGUGACAUACCAGGACAACUAAUACAAAUAACUCAGGAACAAAGGGACCCUAAAAAAGGGCCACUUAACAUCUCUUAACAUCUGGCUCAGUUUAAAAAAAAAUAUGAAAUAAUAACACAAAUUAUUAUUUCACGUAGACAAUUAAAUAGAUUUACUUUUAUGAAAUGAAGGCAACCCAAACAUUGCUAAAGCUAGCCAACAUAAAUUAUUUAAAAAAAACAACUCUUGUCAUUUAGCAAUUUGGAUUUCUAUUCUUUGCACUGUUUAACCUUUUUUGAUUAGUUUGCUGGAAAUGCAGACACCAAUGUAGGAAAAUCACCAUAAAAUGCAAAAACUUUUAAAUAUGUGUCAUGAAAGCAUAUAUUUUUAGCACAAUAUACCAUCUUAGAAAAAUCACAAAGAUAAA
Pelobates fuscus (common spadefoot toad) is the source of this 4168-nucleotide messenger RNA. It is a transcript of the gene SYT6, whose product is annotated as synaptotagmin 6. Gene Ontology annotation, cellular component: plasma membrane; exocytic vesicle. Gene Ontology annotation, molecular function: clathrin binding; calcium-dependent phospholipid binding; phosphatidylserine binding. Bases 47 to 1633 code for a protein of 528 amino acids. The record is from RefSeq and is a predicted model, not a curated record. Gene Ontology annotation, biological process: cellular response to calcium ion; regulation of dopamine secretion; regulation of calcium ion-dependent exocytosis. NCBI's taxonomy places the organism in Eukaryota, Metazoa, Chordata, Amphibia, Anura, Pelobatidae. The transcript has 7 exons.